Penicillium psychrosexuale is the source of this 825-nucleotide messenger RNA. Its product is annotated as F-actin-capping protein subunit alpha. The transcript is spliced from 7 exons. The record is from RefSeq and is a predicted model, not a curated record. Gene Ontology annotation, cellular component: actin cortical patch; F-actin capping protein complex. Gene Ontology annotation, molecular function: actin filament binding. Bases 1 to 825 code for a protein of 274 amino acids. Lineage: Eukaryota; Fungi; Ascomycota; Eurotiomycetes; Eurotiales; Aspergillaceae. Gene Ontology annotation, biological process: actin cytoskeleton organization; barbed-end actin filament capping.
AUGGCUUCCACUGUUGAAUUGGCAUCCUCCUUCAUCGAGGGUGCCCCGCCAGGAGAGCUUGCAGAUGUUGUCGCCGAUGUGCAAGCCUUGACUUCCGAAGGCGAGGAUAUCAUUCCUUCCCUUCUACCCGCAUUCAAACGGUACAACGAGGCGCAGCUCGCAACGGUGAAAUUGCCAGGAUCAAGUCAGGAGGUCAUUGUUAGUGAAUUUAAUGAGCUCGAAGACAACCGCUACUUCGACCCUGAGAGCCAAACCUCGUUCGAGAUCGACCACACCACACAGACGGCCUCGGCAGCACAAUCAUACGCAUUGGAGUCAGAGCACGCCGACUUGAUCAAAUCGCUACUCAAGUCGUUCGGUGUUCAUGCCCGCGAACACUACCCCAACUGCUCAUAUGGUGUCUACCCUAUUGAGAAUGACUCUGCCGUCGCCAUCGUCUUGGUCGCCAACCGAUACUCCCCCAACAACUUCUGGAAUGGUCGUUUCCGCGCAAUUUACCAACUCCCCGUCUCCUCCUCGUCCUCUACCCUGACUGGCAACAUCCACGUUGACGUGCACUACUACGAAGAUGGCAACGUGGCCCUCAAUACUACUAAGCCUAUCAACAUUCCCAUCCCCUCCGUAUCCGCUGAGUCGAUUGUUUCGCGGAUUGCUGCGGCUGAGCGCGAUUACCAGGAAGCGCUGAACCGGGCGUUUGUCCAAUCAUCCGAGGGCGUAUUCAAGGGUCUCCGGAGGCAGCUUCCCAUUACACGACAGAAAGUGGAGUGGGAGAAGGUUGGUGGAUAUCGUCUGGGUCAGGAUAUCUCGGGCGGCAAAGGACGGUAG